Exophiala spinifera is the source of this 1641-nucleotide messenger RNA. RefSeq lists its product as uncharacterized. Gene Ontology annotation, molecular function: transmembrane transporter activity. Gene Ontology annotation, cellular component: membrane. Gene Ontology annotation, biological process: transmembrane transport. The transcript is spliced from 2 exons. The record is from RefSeq and is a predicted model, not a curated record. Lineage: Eukaryota; Fungi; Ascomycota; Eurotiomycetes; Chaetothyriales; Herpotrichiellaceae. Bases 1 to 1641 code for a protein of 546 amino acids.
AUGUCGUCGUUACAGGACCCGGCGGUGCAGUUCGACUACGCCGACGAUAAGAAUGCUUUCGCUCGAGGGACAGGUGACGGAGUUCAACCCGUCGACGUCGGAAACAAUGUCUUGGAAAGCGUCGACUCGAUCUACGGCGACACGGCCCAGGACAUGAGGGACAUGUUGCGACUCGGCAAGAAGCAAGAGUUCGAGAGGAACUUCUCCUUCACGGCAACUCUGGGGUUCAUCUCCAUCUACAUGGCAACGUGGGAAUUCGUCCUCGUCUCUCUCGCGGCGGGUCUUGUGAACGGCGGCUUCGCAGGUCUCUUUUGGACGUUCCUCGGCACCGUGCUCUGCUACAGCAGCAUCGUCGCGAGUCUGGCCGAGAUGGAGUCCAUGGCUCCCACCAGCGGCGGUCAAUACCACUGGGUCAGUGAGUUCGCACCGCCUCGGUACCAGAGGUUCCUCAGCUACUCCACCGGGUGGAUGAGCACGCUGGGAUGGCUGUCAAGUGUAGCCAGUUCCGUCUUCGUGUGCAGCACACUGAUUCAGAGUCUCGUCGAGAUCGGGGACGACAGCUUUGUGUUCCCAAGGUGGCAGUACACGCUGCUCAGUUUGGCCUUUUUGGUCGUCACGAUUUUCUUCAACACCUGGGGCGCGAAGAGUCUGCCCAUGAUCGAGAAGGUGUCGCUGGUCGGGCAUAUUCUGUGUUUUUUCGUCACCAUUGUCCCGCUCUGGGUCAUGUGUCCUAAGAACAGCGCCAAAGAUGUCUUUACGACGUUUGUCGACAAUGGCGGUUGGGGGAAUGUAGGAACCGCGUGUCUCGUCUCUCAGGUUUCCGUGUUGUAUUGUAACCUCGGCUCCGACUCAGCUUGCCACAUCUCCGAAGAAGUCGCCGAUGCAGGCCGAAACGUACCUCGCGCAAUGUGGUGGUCGUUCAUACUCAACGUCGGGCUAGGCAUCGUCAUGCUCAUCACGAUGCUCUUCUGCAUCGGCAGCCUCGACGACGCUCUCGACGCAGAAAUCCCAUACAUCCAACUCUUCAUCAACACCGGAAGCUCUGCCCUCGCCUACGUACUCACCAUCAUACUCCUGAUCCUCAUAUUUUCAGGCAACAUCACCGCGUUGGCCACCACAAGUCGCGAAGUCUUUGCCUUCUCACGGGAUCACGGGCUUCCGUUUUCCCGAUGGCUCAGCAAGAUGGAAAAAUCCCGAAACAUCCCAUUCAACGCAGUAUACACUACUGCAUUCUGGUCCGGGGUGUUGUGUCUGAUCAAUUUUGCAAGUGCCACGGCGUUCAACAUCAUCAUUUCGCUUACACUGUUGGCGUUGCUGAGCACGUACAUGUUGAGUAUUGGAUGCGUGUGUCUGAAGCGGAUCAAGGGACAGCCGCUCCCUCCGGCUCGAUGGAGUCUCGGACGGUACGGGCUCGCCAUCAAUUUGUUCGCGUUCUGUUACUCUGCGUUCGCGAUAGUCUUUAGCUGCUUUCCGUCGAGCCUGCCUGUUAGCACGGGCGAUGCAAAUUGGGCACCCGCCGUGUGGGCCGCUGUUAUUAUUCUCAGUUUUGUCACGUACCUGGUUCAUGGGAGGAAACAUUUCACUGCUCCUGUGUCAUUCGUUGAGGGGCAUAGAACAGGUGGGUUGCAGAAGACUGACUAG